Messenger RNA from Rotaria sordida, 1395 nucleotides. Lineage: Eukaryota; Metazoa; Rotifera; Eurotatoria; Philodinida; Philodinidae. The record is from the annotation of a GenBank genome assembly.
AUGAAUUCAAUAAAUACAUGUGAAAAUGAAAUUGAAUGUUCAAAAAUAGCAUAUUUUUCUUGUUAUCAUUGUUCAAAAAAUUUAUGUCUUGAACACCUUAACAAACACAAUAUUUUAAAUAUUGUACGAGUACAAGAAUUAUCUAAUAAAUUAGAUGAAUUUGUAAAUCUUGUUUCAAAUCUUGAUACUCAAAAAAUAUCUCAAAAUGCUCAUGAUAAACUUGAUACUUGGAAAAAACAAAUAUCUAAUGAUAUUGAAAACAUCUAUAAAUUAUAUUUAAAUGAAAUUAAUUAUUUAGAAAUAGAAUUAAAUCAACGUUUAAAUAUUGUUAAAGAAGAUAUAAGAUUAAAAAUUUCAAAUUUAGGAACACAAUUAUUAACAAUACAAAAUAUUGAUGAAAUAUCUCAACAGCAAUUAUUACCAAUCGAAUAUGAUCUAAAACAAUUUCAUCAAUUUUUUGAAUCAGUUCAAUGUGAACUAAAUAUCGAUACAAAAAAUAUUUCUAUUAAAGAUUUAAUUAAUGUAUAUAAUGUAUUUUCAUAUAAACGAACAUUACCAAAUAAUACUCAACUUGAAUCUUAUCGAACACUAUCAGUUGAAAAUAUGAAAAAAUUUAUAUCAAGUAAAAAUAAUGAAUCUAUUUUAUGGAUAGAUACUUCAAAACAAUUACACUAUAUUGAUAGAAAUUUUCACAAUCGUCUAUUAAACAUACCACAAACAUCUUCGAUUAUAUUAUCUAAUCAUCAUCAAAUAAGAAUAAAUGAUAUUGAUAUUGUAGAUAUUAAAUGGUGUUCAUCUGUUGAAGUAUUUCUCAUUCUUUUUCAACGAUCUUUACUUUCAUUUAAUCAUAAAACAAAUCAAUUUACACAAAUUUCUAUUACACGAUACAAAAAUUAUCCUUUUCAGUGUAUAUCUUGUUUCAAUGAUACAUCACUUUAUAUUUCAUAUUGUACAUUUGGUAUAUGUAUUGAAUUAUGGAAAUAUUCAUAUGGAAAUGGAAAUGAUAUUUAUUUGAAUGAAUGUAUUAACCGAUGGGAUUGGUUAACGAAUGAUAAAAAUGAAUGGAUAUCAUAUAUAAAUACAAUUUCGAAUUUACAUAUAGGUUUACUUAUUUGUAGAGGUUCAUCGAUUUAUAGACGUUUUGAAUUACGUAAUGAAAAUUUAAAUUUAUUAAAAAUAAUACAAUUAGAUAAUGAUUAUGUUGAUAGAUUUUUUCCAUUUCGAAAUAAUUAUUGGUUUAUUAAAAGUUUAUCUGAAAAAUAUUAUAUUUAUUCAAUAGAAACAAAUACAUAUCAUUUAUCAUCAUUUGAUUUUCCUUUUGGAUUAGAAGAAUUUGGAAUUAAUUCAAUAGUUAUUGGUAUUGAACAAGAUAAAUUAAUAUUAUGUGAUAUUUAA